Bursaphelenchus okinawaensis is the source of this 717-nucleotide messenger RNA. Lineage: Eukaryota; Metazoa; Nematoda; Chromadorea; Rhabditida; Aphelenchoididae. The record is from the annotation of a GenBank genome assembly.
AUGUUGCGAGUUCUCGCUGUUGCCUGUGUAUUGGCCUUGGCCCAAGGUGAUGUUCUUCUUGAGAAGCCAAAAGCUCCUCUGAACGAGGCCAGAGUGCUCUUUUCUAAAACACCUUUAAGUCAGUAUGCUAUCGAGAACAUGGAGUUCGUCUUGGAAUACUUCUUGGUCAACGUUGGAGACAAACCAGCUACCAAGGUCAGACUUGAUGACAGAAAGGGAUUUCCAACUCAAGACUACGAUCUUGUGAAGGGUCUUUUGCAGGUACGCUUUUAAUUUUUCAUUUUAUUGAGGUUUAGGUUAGUUUAAUUGGUGAAUACUGGUUUUCAACGAUAAAUAUAAAUUGAUUGAAAUCUUAAAACAAUAUUUUAGGUUCACUGGGACAACUUGGCUCCAGGAGAGAACGUUACCCACUCUGUUGUCGUGAAGCCAAAGAGAUUCGGUAUCUUCAACCACACUGCUGCCGUCGUAUCGUACUACCCAACUGAAGAUGCCAAGGAAGCUCGUGUUGGAUACUCAACCGCUCCAGGAGAAGGUACCAUCUACUCUCAACGCUCAUACGAACGUAGAUUUGGCCAAAGAUACACCACUUGGUUGUUGUUCGCUGUUCUGAUCGCUCCAGUCACCGUUCUUCCUUUCUACUUGUGGCUCGGAUACAAGAACCAAUACCCAGAAUCCAACCAAAAACAAGAAGUUGAAACCAAGAAAAAGUCUAAAUAA